Messenger RNA from Phlebotomus papatasi, 3541 nucleotides. RefSeq names its product peroxidase-like. The coding region runs from base 360 to 2396 and encodes 678 amino acids. Gene Ontology annotation, molecular function: peroxidase activity; heme binding. NCBI's taxonomy places the organism in Eukaryota, Metazoa, Arthropoda, Insecta, Diptera, Psychodidae. Gene Ontology annotation, biological process: response to oxidative stress. The record is from RefSeq and is a predicted model, not a curated record. The transcript is spliced from 8 exons.
AGACGUGAGGAGAAAAGUUGUUAGUUUAUUUUGUGAAUUAUAAAUUAAAUAUUAGUUCAAACUACAGAAAAACGACAGUGACGUAGAGUUAAACUGUGUUCAGUCUAGUAGUGGAGAAAUAUUUGUAAAUAAAAUAAUUGGUGAAGGUGAAAAGUGUGUUUCACUGCCUCAGUGGAUUUGGAAAAGGGCAUUUGGCGGUCAUCGAGGAAACAUCUUCUGGAAAAUCCAGCCGCCUACGUUCCGGAUCACUGUUAAAGACAUUUAGUAAAGGAAUAUAUAUUUCCAGGUAAACUGGGCAGGAAGAAGAGGGUAUUAGAUAUCACCGAAUCCUAUCACAGAGAAAUUAUUGUUUACCACAGAUGAAGGUGCCGUUUCUGCUUCUGGUCGCAACACUCGGUACAGUUCACAGCAUAAACUUGGGAGAAGCAUCAUACAGUAUUGUGCACGAUAGAGGGGUCAGGAGUUACUUUUCCAGGCCAUUCGGCUAUGGAAAACCUAGAGGAUAUGCUGGAGGAUUUUUCGGGCAAUCAUUCGCCCAGUCAAAUCCCUUUGGGAUCUCAGGGGAUGGCAGUGCACCAUUAACCACUAAGAAAUGUGGAGUCCCACCUCAAAGCUGCAUCCGAUCGCAGUACCGAACCUUCAACGGUGUCUGCAACAAUUUAAUAAAUCCAGGCUGGGGAAUGGCUGCUGGCAGCUACUCCCGACUCUUGUCCCCCAAAUACGGAGACAGGAUGUCCUCACCGACGCUCUCAGUAACUGGUGAAGAACUGCCCAAUCCCCGUGUCCUCUCAGUUGAUGUCUUUGGAGAAAGGGACAUCCCAGAUCCAAAAUUCACUCUGCUCAAUAUGCAAUGGGGACAGGUGAUCACACACGACUUGAGUCUUCAGUUUGGUGGUUCCCAGGCCCAGAAACACUCCACUUCAUGCUGUUCCCCUGAAGGACAUGUCAUGGAAGGCAGAAAUCUUCAUACCACCUGCUAUCCAAUUAUUGUGCCACCUAAUGAUCCAGUCCACAAUAACUACCAUCAGACUCUCUGUAUGGACUUUGUGCGGACGCUAACAGACAAAGAUGUGGCUUGUCCCCAUGUCCAGUUCGGAGCUCCCGCUGAACAGCUCACUGAAGUCACGGCGUUCAUGGAUCUCUCACUUGUCUACGGUAACAGCGAUCAAAUGAAUGCUGGUCUUAGGACAUUCUCUGGUGGAAGGAUGAUCACUGAACAGCGUCAUGGACGUGAAUGGCCUCCACAGAAUCCCAACGCUUCCACUGUCUGCACCAUGUCCAGCGGAAAUGAGCCUUGCUACCUCGCCGGAGACUCCCGUGUUAACCAGAAUCCUGGACUCACAUCCCUUCAAAUCAUGCUCCUUACUGAACAUAAUCUCAUCGCCGAUGCCCUGGCCCACAUCAAUCCACAUUGGGAUGACGAGAGGAUCUUCCAGGAAGCCAGAAGAGUUGCCAUUGCCGAAUUCCAGCACAUUUCCUACUACGAAUGGCUCCCAAUUUUCCUAGGUCAGAAGAAUAUGCGGAAUAAUGGAUUGAUCUAUGAGACAACACCAGGGAGCUAUGUGAAUGAUUAUGACUCAAGCAUUGAUCCACGUGUAAUCAAUGCUUUCGCCACUGCUGCCUUCCGAUACUUCCACACGCAAAUUGAAGGAAGACUAGAUUUAUUGUCCGAACAUCGUGCGAGAACGGCUUCUUUGAGACUCAGUGACUGGCUCAAUCGUCCCGUUGUCGUUGAGGCUGAAUUUGAUAAUCUCUGCCGCGGAAUGGUUACUCAACCAGAGGAAGAUACAGACGAUAAUUUGGACACUGAGAUCAAGCACUUCUUGUUCCGACUGGACAAUCCAAUUGGACAAGACUUGAAGGCGAUCGAUAUCCAGAGGAAUCGAGAUCAUGGUCUCGCAAGUUACAAUGACUUCAGAGAGUUCUGUGGACUCAAGAGAGCCACAACUUUCGAAGAUUUCCUGGAUCUCAUUUCGCCAAGACACGUUGAGAAACUCCGAGCUCACUACACGAGUCCCGAGGACGUUGAUCUCACUGUUGGUGGAUCUCUGGAGGCUCACGUGGCCGGUGCUUUGGCAGGUCCAACCUUCCUCUGUAUCCUCACUGAACAAUUCUUCCGCACCCGUGUUGGAGACAGAUUCUUCUACGAAAACGGCAACAUCGACAAUGCAUUCACAAGAGAACAACUUCAAUCAAUCAGAGCAUCGUCGACGGCAGCACGUUUUGUGUGCGAUAACACAAAUAUUCAGUAUAUUCAGCCAAGAGCAUUUGAGAGGAUCCACCUGGGCAAUGAACUCCUCCCCUGCGUCUCACUACCUCGUAUUGACUUUAGCCUCUGGAAGGAGGAUGUAUCCGCAGCCUAUGACUCCCACAAUGCCUUCAUUUUUACCAAGUGAUCGCAAUGUAUAUAAUUUAUUGAAAAUUAGAUUGUAAGACUUUUAGAGCUGGAUAUUCCUGCAUAAAUUUAUUUAUGGAGAUAUUCGCAGAUAAAAGUUAAAUGUAACAUGACAAUUAUAAUGUAAUGUGACCAACGAUAGUGUGAAAAGUAAUUGCUUAAGAGAUCGUUUAUGCAAUGUUUUUUAUACACGAAAGAAAUUAUUUACGAAACAUUCUGCCAUUUUUUUUUAAUUUUUCCCCCAACAUUCAAGCAUCAUUUUCUUGUUUGGGCAAUAGGUUAUUUUAAAAUUUGAGGUUAUGUUAUGAGGUUAAGUGAGGUUAUGUUUUGUUUAAAUUAAAAGAAAUAAGGAAUAGGGGAAAGUGCCUAUGAUUUGCACGGUCCCAAGCUUUAUUAUUACUAAAUUUUUCGUAUGUUUUUCAAUAAAUAUCCUAGAAAUGUCCUGCUUUUAAAAUUGUUUGCGCCAGUCACAUUUAUUCAGGAAGGAAAAAUUUAGUCAUUAUGAAGCUUGAGACCGUGCAAAGCAUGGGCACUUUCCCCUAGUUUCUAAAAAAAAACGUUUUGUAAAUAAUGGCAUUAUUCGAAUUCUGAUCUUAGGUACCUAACCACAUAACCUACAAACCUUAUUCUUAAGUUUACUCAAUUGGCCUAAUUAUCAAAUUAUACCAACAGGUUCAAAUGUAAAGUUAUUAAUAAUUAUAAUGUUAAUAUUUGCUUACAUUUGGGGAAUUCUUAAAGUUUGUUUCACUUUAAAUUAGGAUAAUUUUUUUUAAGGUUAUGCUUACCAUAACCUCACAUUUUUAACUUUUUAAGUAAAAAAAAGAAUUGGGUCUAAUAAUCAAGGAUCUUAUACAAAUUGGCACAAUUUUCUAUCAAUUCUCUGGAACAAUAAAAAAAUUUUAGCAACCCAGCGAUAUCAAACAUAACCUCAUUUUGCAUAACUAACCCUUUGCCCGAAUUUUUGUUACAUUUUACCUCUCUUCAUAACAAAGAAAAAACUCCCUUCCUCUCAUUUAACUCUAUAAGUAUAUUUUAGAAAAUAUUCCAAAAAAAAAUUGUAAAAGAGAUCAUCAAAAAGUAUAUUUAAUAGACAAAUCAAUGUGAAAUAGAAAAGCAUGGAGAAUAAAAUUACAUACCAACAUUAAA